Pneumocystis jirovecii RU7 is the source of this 849-nucleotide messenger RNA. RefSeq lists its product as uncharacterized. Gene Ontology annotation, cellular component: nucleus; Smc5-Smc6 complex. Gene Ontology annotation, biological process: double-strand break repair via homologous recombination; protein sumoylation. Gene Ontology annotation, molecular function: zinc ion binding; SUMO ligase activity. The coding region runs from base 1 to 849 and encodes 282 amino acids. The transcript is spliced from 4 exons. Lineage: Eukaryota; Fungi; Ascomycota; Pneumocystomycetes; Pneumocystales; Pneumocystaceae. The record is from RefSeq and is a predicted model, not a curated record.
AUGGAUUCUACAGAAGAUGAGAUUAUAGAUACUUCAGCCAAUAUUAAUACGUCUUUAAAUUUAAAUACUAGAAAUCUACAUAAGUUUAAAAAACUAUUUUCUGAAUAUACACCAAUUGUAGACUAUAUUACUCAAUGUUGUAGUAUUUUGACAGAUUCGGCUGUUUUGAAUGAAGAUCUUAUAGGACCAGAAGGAGCAUCUAAUUCUACAGAAAUUUCUAAACUUGAAGAAGCUUUAAAAAGUGUAAUUGAUUGUAUGGAAUAUAUUAAUUUUCAAGAAGAUAUAUUGUCUGAAAUUUCUAAAGAAUAUAAAAAAGAUGAUAAUAAUUUAGAACUAAAAUUUCAGGAAUUAUAUCAAAGAAAGAAAAAUGAUUAUGAUUCACUUAAUUUUCUCCAGAAAUAUUCUAAAAAAAAUGAAUACAUUGAUUUUAAACAACGUAUAUGGGAUGUUCAUCAUCAAAAUAUUCCAAUGUCACAAAAUGAAUCUUUUUUUCAAGGUAUUAUCUUUUUUUCUUUAUUUCUAAAAACUCAUCUACUAAAAGAUGAUGAUAUUAUUAUAUCUUAUUUAAACCAAAAUAUAAAAUGUCCACUUACUAUGACAUAUCUCGAAGAACCCAUGAAAUCACGUGUAUGUGGUCAUUAUUUUUCUAAACAUGCAAUUUUAGAAAUCCUUAAAUGUAAUAAUGGGAAAUGUAUAUGCCCUAUAGUAGGCUGUAAUAAAAUUAUUGACAACAGCAUAUUAAUUCCUGAUAAAAUAAUGGAAAGAAGAGUCAAUAUAACUAAAGAACUUGAAGGCGAUUUUGAAGAAUCUGAAAAAACUAAAAAAGAAUCCACAUAUGUAAAUAUUUAA